This is a messenger RNA of Sitodiplosis mosellana (orange wheat blossom midge), 624 nucleotides long. RefSeq names its product general odorant-binding protein 72-like. The record is from RefSeq and is a predicted model, not a curated record. Lineage: Eukaryota; Metazoa; Arthropoda; Insecta; Diptera; Cecidomyiidae. Gene Ontology annotation, molecular function: odorant binding. Bases 2 to 511 code for a protein of 169 amino acids. The transcript is spliced from 4 exons.
AAUGAUUGGUGAAUCUGUCAGUCAUUCAACGCCGAUUUUUAUCGCGCUCGAUUCUUUCAAAGUUUUAAAAAUGCAGUCAAUUAGUAGAAAAUAUUUGCUGGUAUUGUCAUCAGUUGUCGUGGUAUCUCUGAUAAAUAGCAUCAAUGGACUUGAACUCGCAGAAUUUCAGAAAACAUUGAAAAUUGUUCAUGACACAUGCCGAACGGUAACCAAAGUACCCGAAGAAAAAAUUCAACAAUUAAAAAAUGACAAUUUCAUUGAAGAUCAAGAUAUCAAAUGCUACGUACAUUGUGCAAUGGAAAUGCUUCAUAUAAUGGAAGGAGUGGUGGGCCAGUUUCAUGUGGCGGAAAAACAUACUGAUUACAUAAUUCCUAACGAACUCUUUGAAUCAACGAUUAAAGCGUUUGGACAUUGCGAAAACUUGACUAACGGAAUGACUGAUACCUGUGAAGCAGGCUAUGCAAUGCUCAAGUGCUUCAGAGAGGGUAACAAAGAUUUCUGGCUUCCAUAGCUAUCAUAUACAAAGAAUAUAGGACCAACGGCUUGCUAAUGAUAUGACCAUAUUUUUUUUAUUUAUUGUAUGAUGAAUUUCAAAUAAAUAACCCACCACAAUUUGCAACGUAA